Messenger RNA from Hyaloscypha bicolor E, 838 nucleotides. RefSeq lists its product as uncharacterized. NCBI's taxonomy places the organism in Eukaryota, Fungi, Ascomycota, Leotiomycetes, Helotiales, Hyaloscyphaceae. The record is from RefSeq and is a predicted model, not a curated record. The transcript has 2 exons. Bases 143 to 607 code for a protein of 154 amino acids.
CCUGGACCUCACGUUCUUGAACUUCACGCAAUCACAACCUUGGAAGUUCUCCUUCGUACGCAACAAAUCCCUGUUGAAAGUCUUUAAAACCUGCAUUCAAUCUCCUUAGCAACGCUUUGCACGUCUUCAAUCCAAUGUCAAAAUGUCCGCCCUCAAGAGCAUUACCUUCUAUAGAGCAGCAACCCUCCUUCUUCUCUUCUUCUGUGCUGGCCACACAAUCGGUGGGAUGUUACUACAGUCAAGUCGCGGAGCCGAGGCGGACGCCGUAUUCGAGGCCAUGAAGACGGUGGAGUUCAAUUUCAAUGGCGCAACCUGUACCUGGUACAACUUCUGGUUCGGUUUCGGUCUCGGGACGUCGAUAAACCAGAUCUUGUCUGCGACUAUUGCUUGGCAAUUGGAUAAAGUCGACCCAGAGCAUUGGGAGGUGGUGAAAGGUAUUGCGUGGACACUCGUUAUGGCUCAUUGCGCCAGCACUAUCCUGUCAUGGACAUAUUUCUUUACUGGUGCAGGUAUCCUCUCCACUCUCGCCGCCGCCCUUCUCGCUGCUGGUGCGCGGCAGAAACAGUAUCAAGCAGCGGUUGCCCUCUCGGGGGAGAAGAAGCUGUGAGGAGCUAUUUCCAGAUUGGGGGAAUGGUGUUUGUUGACGUCGAAAGUUGCGCCUGCCUCGUUCUCGAGAACACGUACCUGAUGAAGAUUUUCGUCCUCGCAUUUAAUUCUCUUCUUUCCAUCCACGAAUACUAAAAUAUCAGUUUUCUUGCAUCACAAGCACCAACAUUCCUGCAUCGUCGUUCUACUCCAAUCGAGACGCCAUUCAUCAAUCAUCAUCCACGCAUCAACU